AUGUCUUCGGAUUCUACCAUCACAUUCGCUUUAGUUCCCAAAGGCUCUCACUUUAGGUCUCCGCCUCUCGACUAUGGACAACCUGCUGUAGAGGAGAUCGUUGAAGACCCCGUCGUUCUCAUGAUUCCAAACUCGCGGCUCCGCGCCCUUUGUCUCCAUCCUGUCAAGUAUCUCAAGUUUUGCGAUGAACCGGGUCACGACGUCGACGAUCCCAUCGCUACGCUGAGGGACAUGGACGAUAAAACGAACGGUUUUUUGUGUAACCCGCAUGGUCUCUACGAUGAUGGCUCGUGGGCUAUCACGCACACUCCCAAUCACAUCCUCACCGUAGAAGAUAUACCAAAAUCCGAUCGGCGGGCCCUGUUCCCUCCCCAGACGCUCUCCGACCCUUCCAGAGCCGGUUACCAGCGAUUCACUGCACAAUGGCUCAUAAACCCAUCGGACGCACACCUCUUUGGGAUGGGCGAUAACACGGAUGCCGCUUUUGCCAACCACAGCAUUCAGAAGCUGUCUGCGUUCCUUCUCGAUUGCACUUACGGAGCUGCUGCGUUACGGCAGUGGGGUGUUGGAGACGACAGUGCGCUUCGUAUUCUCCCGGGGCAUCUUCCUAAACCCCUCCCUGUUGAUCGUAGUUCAGCUUACACGGAUGAACCAGUCAUCGAAGAACCUGACAAGUUCAGCGAAAUGUGCUCAGUGCUUACAGGCUUGUACAAUGCAGGACUAGGCAAGCGUGUCGAGCCUCCGGGAGCGAAUGUGGCGCGGUGGCUUCAGAGAGAUGGAGCGGGAAUAUGA
This is a messenger RNA of Stereum hirsutum FP-91666 SS1, 792 nucleotides long. RefSeq lists its product as uncharacterized. Bases 1 to 792 code for a protein of 263 amino acids. Lineage: Eukaryota; Fungi; Basidiomycota; Agaricomycetes; Russulales; Stereaceae. The transcript has 3 exons. The record is from RefSeq and is a predicted model, not a curated record.